CACGAUUUCUUAAAGCAGUAAGCUUUGACGUGUCGGUGACAACAGGCAUCAACCAUCGUCGUCAACAUUUCAUCGUCGCCGCUAUCCAUCGCUAUAUAUCUUCCCAUAUCCGUUUUUCCUUUCUUCACCAUCUCCCCUCGGACCCCUCUCCAACUUUCAAACUCUUGUCUUUUAGUUCGCAUUCCAUCACCACAAACAAAAAUUCUGAACCUCCUUCACCGAAGAUGUCUUACGACUAUCUCUUCAAAUAUAUCAUCAUCGGAGACACUGGAGUGGGGAAAUCAUGUUUGUUGUUGCAAUUCACGGACAAGAGGUUUCAGCCGGUGCACGAUCUUACUAUAGGAGUGGAAUUUGGUGCCCGCAUGGUUACUAUUGAUGGUAGGCCUAUAAAGCUCCAGAUUUGGGAUACUGCAGGGCAAGAGUCAUUUAGGUCCAUCACCAGAUCAUACUACAGAGGAGCUGCAGGUGCACUGCUGGUUUACGAUAUCACUAGGAGAGAGACAUUUAAUCACCUGGCUAGCUGGCUGGAGGAUGCUAAGCAACAUGCAAAUCCUAAUAUGACUAUCAUGCUCAUUGGCAACAAGAGUGACCUUGCGCACCGCAGAGCUGUUAGUAAAGAGGAAGGUGAACAAUUUGCAAAAGAAAAUGGUCUAUUGUUUCUGGAGGCUUCUGCAAGAACUGCUCAAAAUGUUGAAGAGGCUUUCAUAAAGACUGCUGCAAAGAUCCUUCAGAAGAUUCAGGAAGGUGUGUUUGAUGUAUCAAAUGAGUCAUCUGGCAUCAAGGUGGGGUAUGGACGUCCGCAAGGUCCAGCAGGGGCAAGAGAUGGAUCUGUUGUCCAGAGAGGUGGAUGCUGCAACUGAUUGCAAUAUUUAUGUUGUUGGGCUUUAACUUGAUCCGUUAUGAAAUAUUUGUGGAAUCUUUGCGAACAUGAAAUGUAUAGAUCGGAUUCUGAAUGUUUAAUGACAUAACUCUUACCUGUA
Molecule: messenger RNA, 980 nt
Organism: Coffea eugenioides
Lineage: Eukaryota; Viridiplantae; Streptophyta; Magnoliopsida; Gentianales; Rubiaceae
Product: ras-related protein RABB1b
Exons: 6
Coding region: 225-860 (211 amino acids)
Biological process (GO): regulation of endocytosis
Cellular component (GO): endosome
Molecular function (GO): GTPase activity; GTP binding
Source: RefSeq, a predicted model, not a curated record